CCCUGUACCGUAGAUCGUGCAGCCGGACGCUGACAUGGCGGAGGAGAAGACGACAAAGAAAAAAAAGAAACGGGUGCCAGGGGACGAAGGCCUAACUGAAACGGAAGGCAAGAAAGACAAGAAGAAGACGAAAGCAGCAACUGCUGAAGUUACGAAUGACGUCACGCACGAUGGGGACGUCAGUGUUGGCAAGGAGGAGAUGGUUGCAGAGGUUAAGGUUAAGAAAAAGAAGAAGAGGAAAGCAGAGGCUCAAGACGACGGAGAGCAGGAGCCAGACAGUGGUGUGGCUGACAUCAGUAUCAAUGGCGGAGCAGAGAAAGCUGGAAAGAAAGGCAAGGGUAAACGGAAGAAGGAAUCAAGUGCCUCUGUGACUGCUGAGGGUAGUGAGCAGAGCGGAGAGAAGUGGAAGAAGAAAAAGAAAAAAGGUGAUGGGACCAGAGUUACAGAAGAGAACAGAGAGGCUGAGGGUGCAGAGGCAAACAAUGCAGUACAGGUGAGUUGUGAUGGAGACAAGAUGGUGGAGGAGGGUGUGGAAGAGAAGACUCCCAAAAAAAAGAAAAAGAAGGAAGCAGGGAAUAUUGAUGUUGAAGCUGAUGGGGGGGAGACGAGGGAAGCGGAAGAGAAGGGAAAAGAGAAGAAAAGGAGAAAGAAAGGUGUCAGUGCAGAAGAAAGUGGCGCGCCAGGCAUCAGUACCGGUGAAGGUGAAGCGGGUGAGAACGGAAAGCAAAAACCGAAGAAAGAGAAGAAGAAGACGAAGAAAGGAAAAGAGAUGGCUCCUGAGCCCGAAGCAGAUGCUGAUGUAGGUGGGGAUGAAGCAUCAAAAGAUGAGAAAAAGAAAGAGAAGGUGCAUGAAAAGAAGAUUCCUGUUUCUGAAGCAGAUUCGCCCCCCACCCCUGUUGAUGCUGCCGCUGAUGCUGGUGAGAAUGGAGUGAAGACAAUGAAAAAGAGGAAAAAAAAGGGAGUGGCCUCUGAGUCUGUUUCCAGCACAGGCGAAGGAGACCUGAAAGAGCCUGAAGACAACUGUGUGAAAUCAGAGAAAAAGAAGAAGAGAGAGAAGGCUACCGUUAUGGAGGAAAAUGGCUCUGACACUGUCAAUGUUGGUGAAGGGAAGGAUGAAGAGGAGAGUGGGAAAAAGGAAGGAAAGAAUAAAAUGACAAAAAAGGGGAAGAGGAAGGCGGCUGCAGUGGAGCUGAAAGAGGAGGGCGUGGCUGAUGGCAUGAACAACCAGGACGAGGAGGGGGAACUGAAGAGGAAGAAGAGAAAGAGAAAGGCAGAUUUAGCCAGCAGUGAAGAACAAGCUGACGGACAGGAAACAACAGCACCCGAGGGGGGGAAAGCAGAGGAGAACACAGAAGCAGGAAACGAAGAGAAAAAGAGGAAGAAGAAGAAAAAGGCAAAGCAGGACGAGGGUGUAGGAGAAGGAGACGAGUCCUCAGACAAGAAGGGGUCAAAGAAGACUGGAGUGGAGGAGGGAGAGAGUGAUGGGACCCCUGCUCUGAAUGGUGCAAAAGGAAGAAGGAAAAAGAAAAGCUCUGCUGAUGGAGUGAACGGGCAGCGGGAGAAGGAUUCAGGAGAAGGAGAAGAAGCGACAGAAGAGAAGGCAUCACAAAAGAAGAAGAAGAAAGGAGAUGGAAAGGGGGAAGAUGGUGAGGCGGCGAGGGCACCGAGGAAGAGGAAAAAACAGAGCGAGGAUAUUCCGACAGGGGAAGAGAAGAAAAUCAAACAGGAGAAAACUGAGGUGGAGGAGGAGCAAGUUGAUGUGGUGUUUGUGUCUGAGAAAAUAGGCAAUAAGGAUGAAGUCAGAAUCAACCAGGCACGGCGGCAGGAGCUGCAGAAAGAAAUUGACAACGAAUCCCGCCCCAAGGACUCAAACAGUUCACCGAACCUUGGCCAGUGGGGAACCGCCCACUUUGAGAGCGCCAGCCAACAGCAGAAGUUUCUGCGGCUGAUGGGCGGCUUUAAAAAAGGCAGCCAGGCAGCGGGGGCGAGCGGGGGGCAGGCGAACAUGGCACUGGGAAAGGAAGGGCAGCAACGGUUGCAGCAAGGGCUUCUGGGAGAGUUUGAACGCGCGCAGAGCCGACGAAUGGAUUUCCAGAACAGAGGAGCGGGGCUGGGAUUCUCUGCUCCGUCCAAUAAGAAAUUCUCCAUCGAUGCCAACGCGUGCCACUCGAUCCGUUUUGAUGACUGAGGUGGUUUGUGUCUAGCGGACAAACUUGACUGACUGAAGGACUCUGUGACGCACACACCCUGCCUCCAUCUGUUGACUCUCUGUGUCGCUGUGACCACAUAGGAGUGGAGUGGGCCAGUGCCCAGUCGAUGAACUUCCAGGGGAAGUUGAGCUGGACCUUCGUCUACUCUCUGAGGGGAAGGACCAGGGCUUCCAGGGUUAUCGCUUAAGAGUGCAGGUGAGACAUUAACCUGGGCACUGUCAUGGAUCAUAACUGCUAUGGACACACUUGCUUUGGCUGGAAGUGGAAUAACGAGCCCUAUAAACAGUGGUGUCUUUCACUCUCUCAUUGACUGACCUACUCAGAGGCCGAGCAAGCUGGUCGCGCAGUGACAACGUUCUACCAUCAGGGGCACCAGAGGGUGAAAAUGCCAGCAGCCAAUAAGCACAGUGCCUUUUUAGCUCCUCUAUGAAGGGUUUUAAAUUCAUAAGGA
Molecule: messenger RNA, 2661 nt
Organism: Megalops cyprinoides (Indo-Pacific tarpon)
Lineage: Eukaryota; Metazoa; Chordata; Actinopteri; Elopiformes; Megalopidae
Gene: knop1
Product: lysine-rich nucleolar protein 1
Exons: 4
Coding region: 35-2188 (717 amino acids)
Source: RefSeq, a predicted model, not a curated record